AUGUCAAUUGUACUGAGUAAUUACUGUUGGGUUGAAGCUGUAAAGGGUAACGGCAAAACAAAGCCUCAAGGUGGUGAUGUUGUUGCAGUUGAAGAAGACAUGACAAUUAGGCAAAACAAGAGUCCCUAUCAAGGGCGAGGAAGCCGAGGAAACGACAGCUGCCGGCUUAUUGCUUACACAAGCAAGCAAAGAAAAACCCUCUAUUGGCACAUAGGACCUGGUCUUUUAGAUGAUGAAGGAAACACUGUUCUUUACUCAAAAUAUGCAGGGAAUGAUUUUAAAGGAACGACACUCCUUGAAUCUGAUUUUCAGAAUACCAAAAAUGCACUUGCCUUUCUUUCGGUUACUAAUUCAUCAAAACGAUAUGGUGUUCUUCCACCAGGAUUGGUGGUCGAUUCGCAAACAAAAUUGAUUUCGGUAAAUGAGUUAAAGUUACCGGUGGAAAGGAGAGUUGUUGCUGACUUAAACAUGGAGCAAAAAGAUUAUGAAGAUGAAGGACUUCCACCUGGAUGGGAUAACACAUAUCAACUAAAAGAAGAAGUGGAACAUAUGCUUACACCACAACUGUUUCAGCAAUUUCAUCAGGUGGUGGAAUUUGGCAUAUAUCGACCAAAAUAGGGAAAUGUACUUUCAUUUUAAUGUUUAGUUUUCUGUAAUUUGGAUCAUCAAAAUACAAAAUACCAAUGUACAUUCAUUUUUUUACCGUCUUUGCAAAUGGACAAAUUACAGAGAAUAGCAACGUA
Messenger RNA from Lactuca virosa, 743 nucleotides. Lineage: Eukaryota; Viridiplantae; Streptophyta; Magnoliopsida; Asterales; Asteraceae. The record is from the annotation of a GenBank genome assembly.